This is a messenger RNA of Thermothelomyces thermophilus ATCC 42464, 1716 nucleotides long. RefSeq names its product sugar transporter. Bases 1 to 1716 code for a protein of 571 amino acids. Gene Ontology annotation, cellular component: membrane. Gene Ontology annotation, biological process: carbohydrate transport; transmembrane transport. Gene Ontology annotation, molecular function: carbohydrate:proton symporter activity. Lineage: Eukaryota; Fungi; Ascomycota; Sordariomycetes; Sordariales; Chaetomiaceae. The record is from RefSeq and is a predicted model, not a curated record. The transcript has 6 exons.
AUGGGCGCUGGCGGAGGCGGCGACGCCGGCGCGUUCUACGAUGCCGCGCUCAAGAAGCGGCAGGCCAUGAUGGGCAAGAGCGGACCCUCGGCGCUGCUCAAGAACUUCCGGGUCUUCCGUAUCGCAGCCUUUGCCUGCAUCGGCGGUGUGCUGUACGGCUACAACCAGGGCAUGUUCUCUGGCGUCUUGGCCAUGCCGUCGUUCAACAGCCACAUGGGCGAGUAUACGACGAACCAGACCAAGAAGGGAUGGCUCACUGCCAUUCUCGAGCUGGGCGCCUGGCUGGGGACGUUGCUCUCGAGUUUCCUCGCCGAGGUCCUGUCGCGCAAGUACGGAGUCCUGGUGGCCUGCGCCGUCUUCAUGCUCGGCGUUGUCAUCCAGACGACCGCGGUGUCUGCCGGGCACAACUCCAUCCUGGCCGGACGGUUCAUCACUGGUAUGGGCGUUGGAAGUCUGGCCAUGAUCAUCCCCAUCUACAACUCCGAGGUUGCUCCCCCUGAGGUCCGCGGCGCUCUGGUGGCGACCCAACAGCUGGCCAUCUGCUUUGGUAUCAUGAUCAGCUUCUGGAUCGACUACGGCACCAACUACAUCGGCGGAACAGGCGAAGGACAGAGCGACGCGGCAUGGCUGCUCCCCGUCUGCCUGCAGCUCGCGCCGGCCGUCAUCCUGUUUGUCGGCAUGAUCUUCAUGCCCUUCUCCCCGCGUUGGCUGAUCAACCACGGCCGGGAGGAGGAGGCGCGCAAGGUGUUGUCCGAGCUUCGCGGCAUGCCCCCCGACCACGAGCUCGUCGAGAUCGAGUUCCUCGAGAUCAAGGCCCAAUCCCUGUUCGAGAAGCGCUCCAUUGCCGAGAUGUUCCCCGAACUGAGCGAGCGGACGGCCUGGAACAUCUUCAAGCUCCAGUUUGUCGCCAUCAAGAAGCUCUUCCAGACCAAGGCCAUGUUUAAGCGCGUCAUCGUUGCCACCGUGACCAUGUUCUUCCAGCAGUGGACGGGCAUCAACGCCGUUCUGUACUAUGCCCCCUUUAUCUUUCAGCAGCUCGGCCUCGACCUCAACACGACCUCGCUCCUGGCCACGGGCGUGGUCGGCAUCGUCAUGUUCAUCGCGACCAUCCCGUCCGUCCUGUGGGUCGACCGGGCCGGGCGCAAGCCCGUGUUGACCAUCGGCGCCAUCGGCAUGGCUACCUGCCACAUCAUCAUCGCGGUGCUCGUGGCCAAGAACAUCAACCAGUGGGCCGAGCAGCGGGCGGCCGGCUGGGCGGCCGUGUGCAUGGUCUGGCUCUUCGUCAUCCACUUUGGCUACUCGUGGGGUCCCUGCGCCUGGAUCAUCGUCGCCGAGAUCUGGCCGCUCAGCACGCGCCCCUACGGCGUCGCCCUCGGCGCUUCCAGCAACUGGAUGAACAACUUCAUCGUCGGCCAGGUCACCCCCGACAUGCUCGAGGGCAUCCCCUACGGCACCUACAUCCUCUUCGGCCUGUUGACCUACCUGGGCGCGGCUUUCAUAUGGUUCCUGGUUCCCGAGACAAAGCGGCUGACACUCGAGGAGAUGGACGUCCUCUUCGGUUCCGAGGGUACCGCUGCGGCCGACUACGAGCGCAUGGAAGAGAUCAACAACGAGAUUGGCCUCAACCAGAUCCUGCGCGGCGAGGGCCGUGUCACUGCUCCCUCUACGUCGGAUGCCGAGAAGCCCAAGGGUGCGGAACAGAUGGAGACUGUCUAA